Symbiodinium sp. CCMP2592 is the source of this 2034-nucleotide messenger RNA. Lineage: Eukaryota; Dinophyceae; Suessiales; Symbiodiniaceae. The record is from the annotation of a GenBank genome assembly.
AUGGGCAGGGAAGUCCUGGACUGGCUGCCCCUGCUGUCAGGAACGCUGCAUCCGCGGGCUGGCGGCCUCCCAAGCAUUCCGGCUGGCAUUACAACGGCAGCAUCACCUGGAUGGCGACUCAUGGGCAUAGCACCGGGCAGAAAGCUCGAGGUCUAUGCUGCCCUGUCCACCACCCCAUCCCGGUUGCGAUCCGGCCGUGAGCUGAAGUCGUGCCUCAUGUCGCUCUUGAAGCAGAAGGCUCCUAUGCAAGUGCUCCUAGCUGUCCCGCGGGGUCCGUGGCGACGCGGUGGCGGCUCGGCUGCGUAUCCGUCUGCUCUUCCGCCAUGGCUCGUGCUUCUGAAGCGGCGGUGGAGGCGAUUAAAGGUUAUUCGGUGCAAGGAUUUCGGGCCCGGAACUGGCCUGCUUGCAGCUGCGAAGCUGGUUCGAGACCCCAGUGCGUGGAUUCUUGCCGUGGAUGAUGACCACAGCUACCACCCAGAGCUCAUAACGAACCUACUCCGCUUUGCUGCCGGAACUCCCGGUGCCGCCGUCGCUGCGCAUGGCUGGCUGCAGCUGAGAGACUCCGACUUCGACAAGGCCUCGGAGAUUUCGGGGCCGGCCUUGGCACGGAAUCUGCGACGAGGAGGCCACGUGGACGCCGGGCCCAUUUUGUGCCACUUCCUUGGGCUUUUGCUGCAGAGGCAGAUGCUGCAAGGCUUAAGGCCGCUGCAGUUUAGUGAGCGGCGAGUCUCCGCUUGCGGGGACCACAACGACAUUUGGCUCUCAGCACACCUCGCAAAGCGGAGGAUUCGGCGGGCAAUGGUUUCCGAUCCCCUUGGCGCAAGUGACUUGUCGACCCAUCGAAGACAAGGCUUGUCCUUGUCUCGGAGAAGACGUCGGCGACCUGAGCACAGCUGUCUCGCGGAGUUCUUGCAGACACACGGAACUGAAUUGUGGAAACCCUUCCCCAGAGUCGUGCUAUGCUCCUUGCAGUCGCCGCUUGGCCUUGCCGAUCACAUCGUUGGUGCAGCAGGUAUGCCGGCCCAGGCCGUUUACAGUUGCGGUCGUCGACCAGGACCGCGAGAUCGUUAUGGGCGCGACGGCAUCAGGUGGCUUCCGUGCUCGGCUUCCAGUGAAGAGGAGUUUCUGUCGCAUGUGCUGCUGCGGGAACGCGAGGCGUCGACAAUCCUCAUGCUCCCGCCUUCGCUGCCUGGAAAUUCUGCGCAGAGCCACAAGGAAGAAGCGGCAGUCAUGACGGCUCUGCUCAACUGCCUGGCCAACUUGCCUGUGUCGGAGGGCUUCUGCGAAGCACAACGCUGGCGGGCAGUGACGGUUGCUGCACUCGCUUGCUUCAACAGUGCUGAGGACGAAGGUCUGCUGCGCAUCUACGGCUGCACUUCGCAAAAUUCCUGGGAACUGAACCGAAGCGGCUGGCAGCGGCCAGCCAGGGAGAUUUGCCGACUGCUCGUGGAGCGGAAGGCGGAGGUAAGCACUCUGAAUCGCAAGGGGCAGAGUGCCUUGCACUUGGCUGGGCGCGCCGGUUUUCAGGAGGUGUUGAGUUGGCUGUCUGCACGCGCUGGGAAGCAGAUCGUGGAGUUACGAGACCACCACGGCAACACGGCGAGGAUGUAUGGUAUACAGUUUCACCCUAAACUUUUUGACCACCCAUCCUCGACCCGAGUCCCUGGGGAUCAGGUGGAUACCGUCUUGAAGCAAUUCCUGAAUGACUUUCCCAGCGUGACCGGUUUCGUCGUGAUCAAUACCGAUGGCAUCCCGACCAAGUGGCACGAGAGCAUGCCAUACGAAAGGGCUGUGAUUUACGCUGCGCUUAUGUCUGAUUUCGUUGCGCACUGCAAGAAGAGCCUGCGGGAACUCCUCAGCGGUCCCGCUGAAUCUGAGCUUGCUAACGUGCGGAUCCGAACAAAGGAGGGCACGGAACUCAUCUGCGUCACCCAGACCGAGUACAUCUUCGUGGUGGUCCAAAACUGCACCGGCAAGCCUUGGCAGCAGGACGAAGAGGGCGCUGCCACUGGCACCGGCGAAGGCGGCGCAUAA